CCGUCAUGCCUUGGUAAAGGGCGGCCCGCGCCCCGCAGCAGCCCGGCCGGCCGGGGCGGAGCGGCGCGGCAGCGGCGGAGGGAGGCGGGAGGCGAGCGGCGGGGCGCGCCGCGGGCGCCCGGGAGGAUGGUGUCCCAGCUGAGCGCCCUGCAACGGGAGCUGCUGGGAGCCCUGCUCAGCUCCGGAGCCACCAAGGAGGGCUUGAUCCGCGCCCUGGAGGACAUGGUGCCCGCCGCCGGCUUCGGCGUCAAGCUGGAGAGCCUGCCGCUGUCCCCCGGAGGGCCGCCCGACGGCAAGGCCGCCUUCGCGCCGCUGGCCAACGGGCACGGCAAGGGCAAGCUCUCCGGCGAUGAGGGCUCGGAGGACGGCGACGACUUCGACACGCCGCAGAUCCUGCGGGAGCUGCAGGCGCUCAACACGGAGGAGGCCGUGGAGCAGCGCGCAGAGGUGGACAGGAUGAUCAGCGAGGACCCGUGGCGGGCGGCGAAGAUGAUCAAGGGGUACAUGCAGCAGCACAACAUCCCGCAGCGGGAGGUGGUGGACGUCACCGGCCUCAACCAGUCCCACCUCUCGCAGCACCUCAACAAGGGCACCCCCAUGAAGACGCAGAAGAGAGCCGCUCUCUACACGUGGUACGUCCGCAAGCAGCGGGAGAUCCUCCGGCAGUUCAACCAGGCAGUCCAGGGUUGUGGAAAUAGGACAGACAAAAGCAGUCAGGAUCAGCUGCUGUUUCUCUUUCCAGAGUUCAAUCAGCAGAACCAGGGGGCUGCCCAGCUCGACGACGCCUGCUCCGAAACCCCCAGCAAGAAGAUGCGCCGCAACCGGUUCAAGUGGGGGCCGGCCUCCCAGCAAAUCUUGUACCAAGCCUACGACCGCCAAAAGAACCCCAGCAAGGAGGAGCGCGAGGCGCUGGUGGAGGAGUGCAACAGGGCCGAGUGUCUGCAGCGGGGGGUGUCCCCGUCCAAGGCGCACGGGCUCGGCUCCAACCUGGUGACAGAGGUGCGGGUCUACAACUGGUUUGCCAACCGGCGGAAGGAGGAAGCUUUCCGGCAGAAGCUGGCCAUGGAUGCCUACAGCUCGGGCCAGCCCGCCCCGCACAGCAUGAACCUGCUGCUGUCCCACGGCUCCCCGCACCACAACCAGCCCAGCGCCUCGCCGCCCAGCAAAAUGACAGGGGUCCGGUACGGCCAGGCGGCGAGCGGCGAGGCGGCACCCUCCGGCACCAUCAGCCACCACGGCAGCGGCGCCAUGGUCCCCACGAGCCAGGCCGUGCUGCCGCAGGUCUCCCCGGCCGGCCUGGACCCGGGCCACGGUUUGCUCUCUCCCGACGGUAAAAUGAUCUCGGUUUCGGGGGGCGGGCUGCCCCCGGUGAGCACCCUGACCAACAUCCACAGCUUGUCGCACCACAACCCGCAGCAGUCCCAGAACCUCAUCAUGGCACCGCUCUCGGGAGUUAUGGCCAUCGCACAGAGUCUCAACACCUCGCAGGCGCAGAGCGUUCCCGUCAUCAACAGCGUGGCCGGCAGCCUGGCAGCUCUGCAGCCCGUCCAGUUCUCGCAGCAGCUCCACAGCCCGCACCAGCAGCCGCUGAUGCAGCAGUCGCCCAGCCACAUGUCCCAGCAGCCCUUCAUGGCCACCGUGACCCAGCUGCAGAACUCGCACAUGUAUACACACAAACAGGAGCCUCCCCAGUAUUCCCACACUUCCCGCUUCCCCUCAGCGAUGGUGGUGACGGAUACCAGCAGCAUCAGCACGCUCACCAAUAUGUCUUCCAGUAAGCAGUGUCCCCUGCAAGCCUGGUGAUGCUCCACACCUCGCUGCUUCCGCACAUAGCAACGGGAUCUUAUUUUCCACAACAUCCCGGAGGUGACCCGUGUGCCGAGCCCGGGGAGUCGCCAGAGCAAAGCCCAGCGCCGCAGCGAGGAGCCCAGCAACCCGGAAAGGAGCCGGAGGCUCGAGAUUCCCCAUCGGAACGGGCCCGGAUUCAGUGGGGCCCACCCGGGACCUCUCCUUCUCUCCGUGCAGUAUUUCCAAGCUGUGUCUUGGGGAUUUUUUCCUGAAGUAUUUGCCUUCCACGAGGCCGCUGGCUCUCCCGAGGAACUGCAACGAGCUGUGCUGGGAACUGGCAGAGGGGGAACAUGGAUAAUAUUUAAGUUAUACUCCUCCACCCGACGGACUGAGAGGGACUUGGGUCUGUUACGUGGCGUUUGGAAGGAGGAAUCGCAUGUGCUGUUGAACUGAGCCAAUUGAACUGUAAAUAUAGGUACAGUCUGCUCCGUCCUCACCCUUCCCCGCUCCUAUACAUAGAGAUUUAUAUAAAAAGAAGUAAAUUUUGUCCAAUGGAUGUAAACUACUGUAAUUAAGUGCAAUUCUGCCAUCUGUAUAUAUUGUUCCCAAAUCUCUUCUCUUUCUCCUUUUUUUUGUUUUUUUUUUGUAAAGGUCAGAGCUGAGGGUGGUUUUGGUGUUGUAUUUCUCUUCUUCCGUUAAAUGAGUUAAUUCAAAGGCCACACUGGUCUCUGUGGGAGGACAGGCAGAAGUGUGUCCUCUGCAUGGUGACAUCCCAGGUGAAGGAAAGAUACAGGGCGGAGCCCCAGGCAGGACCUGGACCAUCUGCAGGGGGAAAACUGCCACUGUGGAGAUCUCAAGGGACUCUCCUGCCUUUGGGGGCUCUGAGGUCAAUGAUGGGGUGCAGAAGUGCUCAGCAGCCUGGUCAGCACAUCAGGCUAUUUGGGAAGUGUUCAGCAUCGGCAGCUUUCAGGUGAGCCUGUAGCAUUUGCUGCUACAGAGGUGAAUGGGGCUGCAAGGAAUUCUGGUGGGGUCUUCCUCAAGUGCAGUCCAGAGACUCCUUUCCUCCCCUUCUUGGGGCGCAGAAGGUGCCCAGUUCCUGCCCAGUAAUGGCCAGUACAGGUGGCUUGUUUUCCACCAUUAGCAGCUUGAUGAUGAGCCUUGCUGGUCCACUCUUAUCAAUAAACACAGUGCUGCAGUAGCUGUAAAAGGCACCAUCUCCCCUCCUGUGAGACACAAGCUCCUCCAUCCCUGCUCCCCCUUGUAAACAGAUUGAAUGCUCCCCAGUUUUACAAACCUUUUGUUAACUCUUGAGCAUGUGCCAACUACUGAGAGUGGUUUCAAGAGGUGCCCAUGGAUGGAUGACCACUGCUAAAAGGAAAUGCACUGGAUGCUUUCUUUGGGGCAAGAAAAGCUCUUUUGCUCUGUGUUUGUACAAUGUCGAGUGCAGUGGGACUCUAACUCUUGCUGGGACUGAUAGGAGUUGCCCUGCUGUAAAUAAGUCAUCAUGAAUUGGAGACCAAUACUCAGAAUGACAUUUAAUUUAAUGUAUACCGUAAUUAAACACCAUUUCUUCUGAA
Molecule: messenger RNA, 3365 nt
Organism: Pezoporus flaviventris
Lineage: Eukaryota; Metazoa; Chordata; Aves; Psittaciformes; Psittacidae
Gene: HNF1B
Product: HNF1 homeobox B
Exons: 9
Coding region: 127-1803 (558 amino acids)
Biological process (GO): positive regulation of DNA-templated transcription; regulation of transcription by RNA polymerase II; pancreas development
Cellular component (GO): nucleus
Molecular function (GO): RNA polymerase II cis-regulatory region sequence-specific DNA binding; DNA-binding transcription factor activity, RNA polymerase II-specific
Source: RefSeq, a predicted model, not a curated record